UUUAUUUUUAUUUUUAGAUUAAUUUUCAGAGAAUUUUUUCUUAGCAGAUGGUCUAACGCAUUAACGUAAUACCCAUCUGUUCAAUUUUGUUUCUUUUCAGUUUGGGUGCUUAGGUUGGUGAAAAGAAUGGAUCUUGGGAGGAAAGUUGUUUUGGAUUUUGUUAGAAGAUGAAUUUUUGCUAUAAUAUGGAAGGUGGGGUUUUGGAUUUAGGUUCAUUGCCUCUAACCAUCGUUAUCGAAUGCCGAUGCAUGUUGCGUUCGGCAUUCGAUUUGUUCAUUGUUGAUUCCAAAGCUUUCUUUGAGAGUGGUUUUUCAUUCAUCUCACUUGAAGCUGACCAACAACACCUUUGACCCUUACGUUGUUUUGAAUAACACCAAAAGCCAAACCCUAAAAGGAAAGGAAAAAAACAAACAUUUAUAAGGCUAAUCUCUUAGCCUACAAAUGGACUCUGGUAUUGUAUUCUCAUUGCCGCCCAACAAUGAUUUCAAAAUAGGAGAGUCUCGUGAUUUCGAGGUCGUUGUAGAGAAAGAUCCCACCGGUCGAUAUCUUCGGUACAACGAAAUAUUGGGCAAGGGUGCUUUCAAAAUUGUUUACAAGGGUUUUGAUGAAGUUGACGGAAUAGAAGUUGCUUGGAACCAAGUUCGAAUUGAUGAACUCUAUCAAUCAGUUGAUAAUCUUGCAAAGCUGAAUUUUGAAGUUGAUCUAUUAAAGUCUCUAAAACAUGAAAAUAUCAUAAUGUUCUUUAACUCUUGGGUUGAUGACAAGAAGAAAACCAUCAACAUUAUUACUGAGUUAUUCACAUCUGGAAAUUUAAGGCAAUACCGUAAAAGGCAUAAAUAUGUUGACAUGAAAGCCAUAAAAGGUUGGGCUAGGCAAAUUCUUCAAGGCUUGGUAUACCUUCAUAGUCACGAUCCACCUAUUAUUCAUAGAGACUUGAAAUGUGACAACAUCUUUGUGAAUGGAAACCAUGGAGAAGUUAAGAUAGGAGACCUUGGUUUGGCAAUUGCAAUGCAACAACCAACUGCUCGGAGUGUUAUUGGGACUCCUGAAUUUAUGGCUCCAGAACUAUAUGAAGAGGAAUACAAUGAACUUGUUGAUGUUUAUUCGUUUGGGAUGUGCAUGUUGGAGAUGGUUACUGUUGAGUACCCAUAUAGUGAAUGCAACAAUCCAGCCCAAAUUUAUAAGAAAGUAACUUCUGGUAUUGAACCUGCAUCCCUUAAAAGAGUAAGCGAUCCCCAAAUUAAGGAGUUUAUUAAGAAAUGUCUCGUCCCAGCAUCCAAGAGAAUGUCUGCAAAGGAUCUUCUUAAAGACCCAUUUUUGCAAGUUAAGAGUCUAAAACAAUCAACCAUUGAUCCCUUACAAUUACCUAAUAACUCUUUGAAAGCUAUAGAUCUUUCCAAGUCUAGUCAGCUAUCCAUGGACUUAGAUGCUGACUAUCAACACAUAUCUUUAAGCACCUGUGUUGAUGAAAAUAGUCAAGGAAGUCCUCAUUGUCCAGUUCAUGAAGUUCAAAAGGCUUAUGAGAACAAUGAGUUUAAGUUGAAAGGGGCCAAAAAUGAUGAUAACUCAAUAUCAUUAAUCUUACGUAUUGCUGAUUUAUGUGGUCGAGUAAGAAAUAUACAUUUUCUCUUUUACCUUGAGACGGAUACUGCAGUCUCUGUUGCCUCGGAGAUGGUAGAAAAUUUGGAGCUAGAAAACAAUGAUGUAGCUUUCAUAGUCGAGCUUAUUGAUUACUUGAUUAUGAAACUUGUGCCUGAUUGGAAACCCUCAUUUAAUUAUUCCUUUAGUGGAGGAUCAAGUCAGUGUGGUGGCUCUCCAACACAAGGAGAAAGUCAAGCCUUAAUUUCAUGCCCCUGGGGUCCUGUCCUUGCUAGUGUUCCAUCUGAAUUAGUUUUGGAUCAAGAUAACUCAUACGGAUUUAAUGCUAAUCAAGGAGAAGGUUUUACAACAACUACAAAAGGCUACAUAUCUAAUGUUGUUGAUAAGGUUGUUCUUGAGGAUAAGCAUAAUUUUUCUAGUUUGUCUAGCUUGGAAGAUAGAUAUUCAGAAGAAUCCAUAGCUUCUAAUAUAGCUAUUGAAGAUACUUGCAUGAAAAAUAACAUUUAUCUUGAUUAUGAUGUUGAUGGGAGCUUAAAAGAAUUAAGUUGGUCCACCUCUGAAGUGGAGCUUGGCGAUAUGUGCUUUGAAGGCUAUAAAUUGCAUACUAUAGAUUGCAAUGUUGGAGAAAAAAUUGAGAUAAGUGAAUUCUCAAAGAACUCACACUUUAUAACUCCAUCAUUAUGUGAAACAUCCAAUCUUAUAAGUCUUACAAGCAAUUGUUCUUCCUUAUCUUUAGUUGACAAAGAAAUUGACCUUGAACUAAAGUUUGAACUUGAUGCAAUUGAGUCACAGUAUCAACAUUGGUUUCAAGAGCUUUCGAGAUUAAAGUUGGAAGCAGUGGAAGCCACGAAAAGGAGAUGGAUAACCAAAAAGAAAAUUGGUCAUUGACUUUGAGCUUGUCUGCUAACUUCUUUUUGCCUUUGUCCAAGUUAUUUCAUUAUUGUAUAAUUUGUGACAUUUAAUUUGAGUUGUGUAUUGGAUAUGGCUCCUUUUAGAGAAAGUCAAUAUUCUUACUCGACCUUUUUUAA
Cajanus cajan (pigeon pea) is the source of this 2627-nucleotide messenger RNA. RefSeq names its product putative serine/threonine-protein kinase WNK4. Lineage: Eukaryota; Viridiplantae; Streptophyta; Magnoliopsida; Fabales; Fabaceae. The record is from RefSeq and is a predicted model, not a curated record. Gene Ontology annotation, biological process: protein phosphorylation. Gene Ontology annotation, molecular function: protein kinase activity; ATP binding.